UUUCCUGUUCCAUUCUAUUCCUCCCGACCUCCUCCUCUCCUUCCACCUUUGGCUCCUGCAAACAAGCCUGGUACUAUCGCUGCCUUGGCCUCGACCCGUCUAUGUGAGCUUCCCGGCUCCUCUUCCCCCGCCACAAAGGAGGUCCACCGUCAGUGCUGUUUUCUUCGGUUAUUCCAUAAUCUCGUGAGAACAAUCAUGGACAAAGGGCAAGAAAAGAUGAAGAGGAAUGUGUCUGAGAAGUCACUACUGAUGCAAAAGCAUAGGAAGAAGAUUAGUAGUGAUGAUCAGAGGACACAUAAGAACAGGUUUCUGGCAAUUAUCAAUGUCCUUGGGAGUGCAGGACCAAUAAGGUUUGUGGUGAAGAAGGAUGAUCUGGUGUCAGGGGUGAUUCAGACUGCCUUGAAGACUUAUGACCGUGAAGGCCGUCUUCCGGUUCUCGGCACCGACGUCAACAACUUUGUUCUCCAUGCUGCUGCAGAUUCUGAUGCCUUGAUCCCAUCGGAAGCCAUAGGAUCUCAGGGAGGAAGGAACUUCGUGCUGUGCAAGAAGCAGAUUCAGCCACAGAUGACGGAAGCCAGAUCCGAGAUGAUAUCGCGCAAGAGAAGCGGGAGUUGGAAGGCGUGGCUCAACAAGAGCUUCAGUUUCAAAAUACCAUCCCCUUGAGAUGUCCCUAUCUCGUGUGUCCUGUGUCCCUCACGCAUAUUGCCCUAAACUUAAAUCAUUAUGUCUCCGGCCGUCAUCUGUCGAAUGAAUCAUCAAUGUCCUAACGCCAUAGGCGACCGGGGCACACGAACUGUUAGGAAAGCGCAUCCCGAUUUCAAGCUCUUGAUCUGUAUGAAGGAUCCACCAUAGAUGGCAUAUGUGUUUGCUUUUUUAUC
Messenger RNA from Rhodamnia argentea, 878 nucleotides. RefSeq lists its product as uncharacterized. The record is from RefSeq and is a predicted model, not a curated record. Bases 196 to 663 code for a protein of 155 amino acids. Lineage: Eukaryota; Viridiplantae; Streptophyta; Magnoliopsida; Myrtales; Myrtaceae. The transcript is spliced from 3 exons.